Molecule: messenger RNA, 12906 nt
Organism: Baudoinia panamericana UAMH 10762
Lineage: Eukaryota; Fungi; Ascomycota; Dothideomycetes; Mycosphaerellales; Teratosphaeriaceae
Exons: 2
Coding region: 1-12906 (4301 amino acids)
Biological process (GO): microtubule-based movement
Cellular component (GO): dynein complex
Molecular function (GO): ATP hydrolysis activity; ATP binding; dynein light intermediate chain binding
Source: RefSeq, a predicted model, not a curated record
AUGGAAGCGGCAGUGGAGGGAAGUCAUGCUCUGACCAAUGGCACGCCCUCAUUGCCAGCACCAGCUGCGGUCGACCCGCAAGCUGUCGUCGCAUAUCUUUCAAGCGUACUAGAAGUCACACUUGGCGCCUCACAGGCAGAUUUGGCGGGACCCGGUAGCUUGUUACAUCCAGACUUCUUCCCGGAAACUGUCUCACGAUGCCAACGAUUUGCGCAGGAAUCGCAGACGGCACUUUAUUUAAACAACGACGGUGUCCAGCUGCGCAAUGUCUACACCUUGAGGUCGGAGGUGUCGUACUCACCACAGACAAUCGGCUGCGUUGCACUUUUAAAGCGACCAUUGCCUAUCAUUUCCGACGUGUCAAUCAAUCGCCAGAUCUCCGUGAUUAACAUACCUUUUGCCACCUCGGCAUCUCAUACUGCUGUCACAACAGCACCCUACGAGAGUCUUCAUGCUAUUGUGCGUGGUGCGCUCACUCCGUUCUUUGAGGCCGCUGCUCGGACAUCAGAGCCUGCAAAUGAGAAGCUGAGACCAGACGCCGAAGCACGGACAGGUGUGUCUGGGGCGAGACGGAAGCUUGCAGAUCUCGAGCUCAGCCUUCAGAAUCUGCAGCAGAACAUCGAGGUGGAAGCACCAAGGCUACAGAUUCACGAAGCUGUCCAGGUGCAGCUUGCAGAGGCGGAUGGAAACUGGCAGACAGCGGCAAUGCGAAUACCGGAUGAGAUUGCCUCUGACAUCGUACUGCUCAAUAAAUUGCAAACUAUGGCCAAUGACUGGAUAAAGCAAAUUCGCGACUUCAGCCUAGUUGCGGAUGAGCGGCCUGUCGGCAGCACCACCCAGGAGAAGAACUUCUGGCUAGCAAUGGAGGGCGCCAUAGAUGGCAUCGAAACGCAACUUGCGGGCGGUGGCGUUCAGCUUACCAUGAAGAUCCUCGAGAAGGCGAAAAGGCACGGUAUCACAGCAAGCUUUUCGUCAGAUACGAAGCUUCGCGAGACGAAAGACCGCGUGCAGAAGUACAACACGCUGUUCCACGGCUUCCCCAUCGAGGAUUUACUCUCUGCUACCUCCGUGGAGAAGCUACGAGAUGCGUUGGACGAUGUCUUCCAGCACUUCAACAAGAAACUUCGUGUGUGCCCAUAUCCCAUCAGACGGGCACUGCCUCUGGUCGAAGCUAUCUCCGCCGAUCUAGACCUGCGAAUUCACGACCUGCUGCACGGGCGGACGCUCAUGCAUCUGGGCAUCGAUGACUUCAUGAGUACUAUAGCUCAGGUUGAGGAGAUCUGGGUCCUUUGGGACGAUGACCUCAAAGACUUCACCAACGUAGCAAGAGAGGUCACCCGUAGGCGCAACGACAAAUUCAUCCCAAUCAAGAUCUCGAAGCGUCACGACAGAACGCAGGACCGUCUCGGUUACAUCACGACCUUCCGCGACAACCACGAUCAGCUGCAGCGGACCAUUAUCGACGUGCUAAGUCCGGAAGAGGAUGUUAACGAUCUGGGUACCGUCACAGCGCCGGCCCCGGACACGAACGGGGCGGGCGAUGUCGAUGCUGUGGAAGAAAUUGCGCAGGCUUACCUUGCCGUCAGGGAUGUUGAUGUAUUGGAUACGUCGCAGGAAGGUGAGCGAAUUUGGAACCAAGCUGAAGCAACGUACAACGAGCGCACAGCGAGAGUCGAAAACUCAAUAAUCGCUCGUUUACGAGACCGGCUAGCGGUAGCCAGGUCCGCCAAUGAGAUGUUUCGUGUAUUUUCCAGGUUCAAUGCCUUGUUUGUACGGCCGAAGAUCCGUGGCGCCAUCUCGGAGUAUCAAGUCCAGCUCAUUAGCAAGGUACGAGACGACAUUGAGGCACUGCAGAAGCGUUUCACGCACCAGUACGGCCAAUCAGAGGCACAUGCCAUGGCGCAGUUGCAUGAUCUGCCUCCGAUAUCUGGCGCAGUCGUUCGAGCAAUGCAAAUUGAGCGGCAACUGAAUAAUUAUCUGAGCAAAGUCGGCGACAUUCUAGGACCUAAAUGGGAGCAGCAUUUAGAUGGACAGAAGCUGUUCGCGCUUGGCGAAGGCUUUAGGCGAAAGCUGGAAACUAAGCCCAUUUUCGACGACUGGCUUCGUGACAUCAGCAGACGUCACUUGUCAAUAUCUGGACGGCUUUUUGCUAUCAUUCAGAACCGGGCGUUGAACAAUCGGCUGGAGAUUCACGUCAACUUUGAUUCUCAGGUGAUCGCGCUGUUCAAGGAAGUCCGGAACUUGCUAUGGCUCAACUUUCCUGUACCGCAUGCGAUCACCACGGUUUCCAAGGAGGCUCGCAGAGUCUAUCCGGUCGCCGUGAGCCUGAUGGAGAGCUUGAGCACAUUCGCCCAGACCAAUCGUGCCAUUGACCAGAUGCCAGAUAUCACCAUUCUGCUCCACAGCUUCCGAAACGAGGUACAUUCUUUGCUCGCCAAAGGCACGUCGGUGCGGUGGGAUGCCUUUGUACUUGCAUACGACGCCAGUCUCCGACAGUCAAGCGAAGAGGGCCAAGGCAGGUUGGUAAGCGAUGAUCGGCUGCAUGCGCAGUUUGUUCGCAACCUUGGGCGAUCCAUAUUCACUCUGCAGUCCAAGACCUCGACACUAUACAUGAUACAUACUUCUAUUGAGGCAACGUUGCGCGAGCUGCAGACUUGUCUAUUCGCUAGCGAGGCUCUGCGUGGCCAUCUAGACAGCCUGCAACGAGCCAUUGAUCAGAUGAACAUAGAAGGCUAUGCAAACAUCACUUACUGGGUCAAAAGCACGAACGACAGAGUCAUCGAAACACUCUGUAUUCGUCUACGGCAGGCGUUAAAAGAUUGGGCCGAGGCCUUCGAGAGUGCGGAUUCUUCGGCCGAGACAGGGGACAGCCAUCCUUACAUCGCGACGUUCACGUACGACCUAGUUAUGCACAAUCAAGUGAUUCAGCUCGAGCCACCACUGGAAGACGCAAGGGCAGGUUGGUUGGAGAACCUGAAUGCCUGGCUUGGUGUGGUCUGCAAUCUACCCCGAGUGCAAGCAUCUCGGUUCGAAAAUGCCUUGACCGCUGGCGGUACCGUGGCCUUCACGACCUAUGGGGAGCUGCCGAUGAUGUGCAUGGAAAGCCUUGCAGUGCUGUACGAGCAGAUCGAAGCUAGAAUGGGCGCUGCACAACAAUACAUCGACGAAUGGCUGCAGUUUCAGGCUCUGUGGGAUCUACAGAUGGACCAGAUACAGAAUAAUAUUGGCGAUGAGCUCGAUUUGUGGCUACAACUCAUAUUAGAGAUUCGCCAUAAACGGGAUACUUUCGACACUUCCGGCAGUAAGCGAUCCUUUGACCACCUCAUCAUCAACUAUGAGCAAGUGCAAUCCAAAGUCAACGCCAAAUAUGAUCAGUGGCAGCAUGAUUUACUUGCGCACUUCUCCGGUCUUUUUGCGACGAGAGUGGUUGACGUAUUCGCUGGCUUACAGCAUGCGCGCAAGGAUCUGGAGAGCUCAUCAAUGCAGACGUCCUCUACAGCACAAGCUGUAUCGUUCAUAACAGUCGUUCAGACCUGCAAGCGGCAGACGAAGCUGUGGGAGCCCGAGAUGGAAACUUUCCGCCAAGGUCAGCAGACCUUGUCCCGACUGCGAUAUCAGUAUCCCAAGGACUGGCUCUACGUCGAGCAGGUGGACCAUGAGUGGACGGCGCUGGUCGAAGUAUUGGAACGGAAGAGCAAGCUCAUUGCUGAUCAGACAGACGCUCUGCGUGCCAAGAUCAUUGCAGAAGACAGUGUGGUCUUAGGGCGGAUAACAGAAGCCACCGAGCGCUGGAGUGAAGAGCGUCCAGUCUCUGGCAAUAUUCCACCAGCCGAAGCUGUGGCAAGCCUGAACCGCUUCGAUGGCGAGCUAAGCGCAUUACGCGAGCAGGCGGAGAUGGUGGCGAAAGCUAAAGAAGCACUGGAGCUCCCUACCAGUGUUGAUAAUAAUUUGCCUACGGUUCUUGAAGAAGUGCAAGACUUCAAGUCUGUAUGGGCUAAUCUGUCCAUUAUCUGGAGUCAACUGAACGAUCUGCGGGAUCAGCCUUGGAACAGCAUUCAACCGCGCAAACUGAGGCAAUCGCUCGACAACCUUGUCAAGACUAUGAAAGACAUGCCGAGCCGCAUGCGUCAGUACGCUGCCUUCGAACACGUGCAGUCUGUUCUGCGGCAGCUGCUCAAAGUCAAUCCGCUGUUGACGGAACUGCGGUCGGACGCUGUGCGAGAGAGGCACUGGACGAAGAUCUUCAAGAGUCUGCACCCGUCGAAGAGAUACUCUGCAAUCUCCAUGGCGCUCGGCGAUGUCUGGGAUCUGCAGCUUGUGCCGAGCGAGACGGUCAUUCGCGAAGUUAUCGUCCAGGCGCAGGGUGAGAUGGCGCUGGAAGAGUUCGUCCGCACCGUGCGUGAACAUUGGCAGAACUACGCGCUCGAUCUGGUAAACUACCAGAACAAGUGUCGCCUCAUUCGUGGUUGGGAUGAUCUGUUUGCGAAGUGCAGCGACCAUUUGAACUCUCUUCAGGCCAUGCGACACUCGCCGUAUCACAAAGAGUUUGAGGAGGAAGCAUCUGCGUGGGAAGACCGACUUAACCGCGUGCACGUACUGUUCGAUGUUUGGAUCGAUGUGCAGCGCCAAUGGGUUUACCUCGAAGGGGUGUUUACUGGCAACGCCGAUAUAAGGCAUCUCCUACCGGUCGAGUCUUCACGGUUCGCGAACAUCAACAGCGAAUUCAUGAACGUUUUGAAGAAGGUGUAUCGCAAUCCAUUGGUUUUGGAGGUGCUUAACAUACCCGACGUACAGCGUUCGCUUGAGCGGCUUGCGGAUCUCCUUAAUAAGAUACAAAAGGCCCUAGGUGAAUAUCUUGAGAAGGAGCGUCUAGCAUUUCCGCGCUUCUACUUCGUUGGCGAUGAGGACCUCCUCGAAAUCAUUGGCAACAGCAAUGACACACUGAGGAUAGCCAAACAUCUACGGAAGAUGUUCGCGGGCAUCUCCGGGCUAGUACUAGACGAAAACUCGAAUAUAGGUGGCGUAACAUCCAGAGAGGGGGAGCAGAUGAUGCUGAAGACAACCAUCUCUCUGACUGUGAUGCCGAAAGUGAAUGACUGGCUCAAGGCCUUAGAAAGCGGCAUGCGGGAGACGCUCUCUGAUCUGCUUGUAGAAGGUAUCACUACAUUCGCAAGACUAGAGUUGGAAGAUGCCGCAGCCUUCGAGAUUUUCAUCUCCGACUUUCCUGCUCAGAUCGUCGUGCUGGCAAUGCAGGCGUGCUGGACCUCGCAAGUCACAGCGGCUUUGUCAAAAGGACCAUCAAGUCUGCAAGAAUCCCACAGCGCCCUGGAAAGUCGCCUGGCAUACCUUGCCUCUACAGUGCUCCACGAGCACGAGUCAGUGUAUCGCAGAAAGUGCGAGCAUGUGAUCACAGAGCUUGUUCAUCAACGAGACGUCGUCGAGCGGCUGAUCGCUGGGGGAGCAGAUUCUCCGGAUCAUUACCUUUGGUUACUGCAGAUGCGAUACGACUACGAAGCGAGCGCUCCGCUCUUGGAGAGAAUGCAAAUAAGGGUUGCUAACGCGACCCUUGCGUACGGGUUCGAAUACCUAGGCGUCCCCGAGCGGUUGGUGCGUACGCCACUUACGGACCGCUGCUUCCUCACCUUGAGUCAAGCACUCUGUCAGCGCCUAGGCGGUUCUCCGUACGGCCCGGCCGGCACCGGCAAGACUGAGUCGGUAAAAGCGCUGGGUGUGCAGCUCGGUCGCUUCACGCUGGUUUUCAAUUGCGACGAUACCUUCGACUUCCAGGCCAUGGGUCGCAUAUUCCUCGGCAUCUCGCAAGUGGGUGCCUGGGGCUGCUUCGACGAGUUCAACCGCCUUGAGGAACGCAUUUUGUCCGCCGUAUCACAGCAGAUUCAAAACAUACAGGUUGGACUGAGGAAGAGAGCGCAGGAUCAGGACGCUCAGAUCGAGCUCAUUGGCCGGCAACUUAAAGUACAUCCGCUCACUGGCAUGUUCAUUACGAUGAAUCCCGGCUAUGCUGGACGCUCGAACCUCCCGGAUAAUCUCAAAAAGUUGUUCCGGAGUGUAGCCAUGUCAAAUCCAGACAAGGAAAUCAUCGCCGAAGUCAUGCUGUUCUCACAGGGCUUUGCUGAGGCGAAAACACUGUCGAAGCAGACCGUUCCUUUUUUCGACAAGUGUAGCGCGCGACUGUCGAAGCAGCCACACUACGACUUUGGCUUGCGUGCCUUGAAGAGCGUGCUCGUGAGCUCAGGCAGUCUCAAGAGGUUACGGCUGACUGCAGCCAAUGAACAGGCCGCCAACUUCGAGCCACAAAUCAUCCUCCAGAGCAUCCGAGAGACAAUAGCCCCCAAACUCGUGCAGGCCGAUGCAAGCAGGAUGGAGGAGAUCGAAGCCGAAAGCUUUCCGGGUAUUCAAUACGUCUCUGCGCCCCUAGAGAACCUCAGGGCAGCUCUUUACGACGUCGUCAGGGAGCGUAAACUCGUGGCCACGAAUGCCUGGCUCAAUAAAGUGCUACAGCUGUACCAAAUUCAGAAUCUACAUCAUGGCGUUAUGAUGGUGGGUAGUUCUGGCACAGGCAAGUCCACCGCUUGGCAAGUCUUGCUUGCUGCAUUACAUCUGGUAGACGGGAUCGAGGGUAUCUGCCACGUCAUCGAUCCAAAAGUCAUGAGCAAGGAAAGCCUCUACGGUAGCCUGGACAGUACUACACGUGAAUGGACAGACGGCCUGUUCACUAGCAUCCUCCGGAAAGUGGUUGAUAAUCUGCGUGGAGAGGACAGCAAGCGGCACUGGAUCAUAUUCGACGGCGAUGUCGACCCCGUUUGGGUGGAGAACUUGAACAGCGUCCUAGAUGACAAUAAGCUCUUGACACUGCCGAACGGUGAGCGUUUAGGUCUUCCGGCAAAUGUUCGAAUCAUGUUUGAAGUGGAGACACUGCGAUAUGCUACGCUCGCUACUGUCAGCCGAUGCGGCAUGGUGUGGUUCAGUGAUGACACUGUCGAGCUCAAUGUCAUGUUAGACGGAUACCUGGAGCAACUACGUACCACCUCUUUCGACGACCUGGAAGAGGAUGCGGCCUUGACCACUUCCGCAGAAGCCAAGGCGUCACUGCUCUCCUUGAUGGCGGACGUACUCCAACAAAGACUCACGACUAACGACUUCAUGCGCAAAGCCUUAGAUCGCUGCAGACCGUGCCAUCACAUCAUGCAGUUUGCAGAGAUACGCGCUCUGGGAACUCUCUUCUCCCUGCUACGGAAGGCCUGCCGUUCGGUUUUCGAAUACAACUUGCUUCAUGCGGACUUCCCUCUCAACGAUGAACAGAUAGAUGCUUACCUCUCGAAGAGAAUUCUUCUGGCCACGGCUUGGUCCUUUACGGGCGACUGUCCGCUGGCUGAGCGAAAGACCUUUGGCGACUAUCUCGCCGGCUUAAUAACCUUCGACCUGCCGCACCUAUCCGAUCAGCUGUCUCUCAUCGAUUAUGACAUUUCUCUGCCUGAUGCGACUUGGACUUCGUGGCAGAGCCACGUGCCUGCAGUCGACAUUAGCACUCACUCAGUCACACAAACUGAUCUGGUAAUACCCACGAUCGAUACAAUGCGGCACGAAGACGUUCUGUAUGCCUUCUUAGCCGAGCACAAGCCUCUUCUUCUGUGCGGUCCACCUGGCUCAGGCAAGACAAUGACACUCUUCAGCGCGCUAAGGAAGCUUCCAAACAUGGAGGUGGUCGGACUGAACUUCUCAAGCGCCACUACCCCAGAUCUCCUGGUUAAGACGCUGGAACAGUACUGCGAUUAUCGCAAGAACCUCAGCGGUGUCACGAUGGCGCCGAGACAGAUCGGUCGUUGGCUUGUACUUUUCUGCGACGAGAUCAACCUCCCAGCGCCCGAUAAGUAUGGCACACAGCGCGUGAUCUCAUUCUUGAGACAAUUGAUUGAACAUCGCGGAUUCUGGAGGACGUCGACGAAGAACUGGGUCAGUCUCGAGCGCAUUCAAUUCGUCGGGGCAUGCAACCCGCCAACAGACGCCGGUCGCACUCCGCUAGGCUUACGAUUUCUGCGCCACGCACCGCUCAUUAUGGUUGACUAUCCCGGCGAGCUGUCAUUGACCCAGAUCUACGGCACCUUCAACAACGCUGUGCUCAAAGUAAUUCCAAAUCUACGAGGCUACGCCGAUGCCCUUACCCAAGCCAUGAUACAAGUCUACAUGCAGUCUCAGAGACGUUUCACCCCUAACAUACAACCUCAUUAUGUCUACUCACCGCGUGAACUGACACGGUGGACGCGCGCGAUUUACGAGGCCAUUAGGCCGCUCGAAACACUCUCACUCGAGGGACUUGUCCGCAUCUGGGCACAUGAGGCGCUCAGACUCUUUGGCGAUAGACUGGUCACCGACGAAGAGAGGCAAUGGACCGACGCCACGGUCGAACGCGUCGCACUUGAAUGCUUCCCCAACGUUGAUCAAGGAGCUGCCCUAGAGCGACCAAUUCUCUUCUCAAACUGGUUGUCGAAGAACUAUGUGCCUGUCGCUCGAGAGCAGCUUCGCGAUUUCGUCAAAGCGCGCUUGCGAACCUUCUGUGAGGAGGAGCUUGAUGUACCGCUCAUCCUCUUUAACGAUGUUCUGGAGCACGUCCUGCGAAUUGACCGAGUAUUCCGACAACCGCAAGGUCACUUGAUUCUGAUCGGCAUCAGCGGCAGCGGGAAGACCACGCUCUCCCGCUUCGUUGCAUGGAUGAAUGGGCUUUCGGUAUUCCAGAUUAAGGUCCACGGCAAGUACUCUCCUGAAGACUUUGACGAUGAUCUGCGCACAGUCUUGCGAAGGUGUGGCUGCAGAGGCGAGAGAGUUUGUUUCAUCUUGGAUGAGUCUAAUGUCCUCGAUUCCGGCUUUCUCGAGCGCAUGAACACUUUACUUGCGAAUGGAGAAGUACCUGGCUUGUUCGAAGGUGACGAGUACGCGACACUCAUGACCGCUUGCAAAGAAGGCGCGCAACGUCAAGGCCUUCUGCUGGACUCACAGGAAGAGCUGUACAAAUGGUUCACUCAGCAGAUCGUGCGUAACUUGCAUGUCGUCUUCACAAUGAACCCGCCGUCCGAGGGACUGUCUUCGAAGGCCGCCACUAGCCCAGCACUCUUCAAUCGCUGUGUGCUUAAUUGGUUUGGGGACUGGUCGGAUCAGGCUCUGUACCAGGUCGCCUACGAGCUGACGCAGUCCGUCGAUAUUGACAAUGCCGGCUUCCAAGCACCGGACAGCUUGCCGGUUGAGUUUGAUCAGCUCGAGUUACCGCUGUCACAUCGCAACGCAGUGGUCAACUCAAUGAUACAUGUGCAUCACUCCGUGCGCACUUUCAACGAGCGCUUGUGGCGGCAGCAAAGCCGCAAAACCUAUCUGACGCCUAGGCAGUUCCUGGACUUUGUCGCCCAGUUUGUGAAGCUGUAUAACGAGAAGCGUGAGGAUCUCGAGGACCAGCAGAGACAUUUAAACGUAGGCCUGGACAAGCUGCGUGACACAGUGGACAAAGUUUCCGAGCUCAGAAAGAGCCUAGCAGGAAAGAAGUCGGAACUCGAACAGAAAAACCAGGAGGCUGGUGACAAGCUACAGCGAAUGGUCGCUGAUCAGCGUGAAGCCGAGCAACGCCGAGCGGCAUCUUUGGAGAUCCAAUCUGCGCUCGAAAGGCAGGAGCGACAAGUUGCUGAGCGCAGAAAGAUUGUGCUAAGUGAUCUAGCGAAAGCCGAGCCUGCUGUGCUCGAGGCGCAGCGUAGCGUCAGCAACAUCAAGCGCCAGCAAUUGACGGAGGUUCGAUCAAUGUCCAAUCCGCCAGCUGGAGUCAAGCUUGCUUUGGAGGCAGUCUGCACGCUACUGGGUCAUCGCGCAGUGGACUGGAAGAGCAUUGUCAGCAUAGUUCGCCGCGACGACUUUAUAGCCAGCAUCGUGAACUACGACAACGAGCAUCAGAUGACUCCGCAGCACCGCGUGAAAAUGAGGAGCGAGUAUCUCUCGAAGGAAGACUUUACGUUUGAGAGGGUGAACCGCGCCAGCAAGGCCUGUGGGCCUCUGGUGCAAUGGGUGGAGGCGCAGGUGAACUACUCUGAGAUCUUGGAUCGAGUAGGCCCUUUGCGAGAAGAGGUAGAUCGUCUGGAAGAAGCCGCUUUGCAAACCAAGGCGGAGGCGAAGAUGAUCGAGAAUACCCUUGCCGACCUUGAGAACAGCAUUGCAACGUACAAGACCGAGUACGCUGCGCUCAUCAGCCAAACUGAAGCCAUCAAGGCCGAGAUGAUAAGGGUGCAAUCGAAGGUUGAGAGAAGCGUGCGGCUGCUCAACAGUCUUUCAUCGGAGCGCAGUCGCUGGGAGGCGAGCAGCACGACGUUUGAAACGCAGAUGACCACAAUUAUUGGUGACAUCCUGCUUUCUGCAGCAUUUCUAGCUUACAGCGGACUUUUUGAUCAACAGUACCGCCGAGCUAUGCUCGAAGACUGGUCGCUCCAUCUCUCGGCGUCUGGCGUUGCUCACAAGAGUCAUGACGCAGUCUCGGAGUACCUCUCCACUGCGGAUGAACGCCAUCAGUGGCAUGAGCACGGUUUACCUGAGGAUGAGCUGUGCACAGAGAAUGCUAUCAUGCUGAAAAGGUUCAACCGCUACCCACUGAUCAUCGAUCCAUCCGGGCGCCUCAUGCAAUUCCUGCAAAGCGAGCACCGAGACCGCAGGCUCGUUGUCACCAGUUUCCUGGACAGCUCGUUUGUGAAGCAGCUGGAGACCGCUCUGAGAUUCGGUAAUCCCAUCAUCAUACAAGACGCCGAGCACAUGGACCCGAUACUGAAUCACAUUCUCAACAAGGAGUACCAGCGUACUGGUGGUCGUAUAUUGAUACAGUUGGGGAAACAGGCGAUUGACUUUUCGCCUGCUUUCAAGCUCUACCUCUCGACCAAGGAUCCGUCGGCUCACUUUCCGCCUGAUGUGUCAAGCCGUACCACUUUUGUGAACUUCACGGUGACGCAGAGCAGCUUGAAGACCCAGACGCUCAAUGAGAUCUUGAGAUCGGAACGACCUGAUGUAGAUGAGCGCCGUUCCAACCUGGUAAAGAUGCAAGGCGAGUUUACCCAGCGAUUGCGCCGUCUUGAGCGUAUGCUCCUUCAAGCUCUGAACGAGUCUCGCGGUAACAUCUUGGAUGAUGAGAACGUCAUCCAAACACUUGAGACUCUGAAGACCGAGGCCGCUGAGAUUACCACCAAGGCAGCUGAGACUGAAGGCGUCAUGACUGAAGUCAACACCAUAAUGAGCGCUUAUGCAAUCAUUGCGCAGUCCUCUUCUGCCAUCUUCGCCAUCUUGGAGCAGCUGUACCAUGUGCACCACUUCUACCAGUUCUCUCUGCAAUACUUUAUCAACAUCUUCGAAGCGGUACUGCGAGCGGCACGCGAGUGGCCUGAGCGAGAUCCUGCGAAGCGCACAGACAGAAUGAUCCACGACCUCUUCCGCAUGACCUACCAGGAAACAUCGAUUUCGCUUUUGCAAAGGGACCGCGUGACGUUUGCUGUCCUGCUUGCACAAGCAGCGCCGUUUCCUUUCGACAAGAGUCUCCUUGACACAUUGCUCGACGAUAGCCUUGAAGGCAAUGAUCUUAACUCAACACCCAAUAAGAGAUCAGAAGCUGUAGCCACAGCAACCCGCAUCAUUGCUUUGCAGGCUGUGGUAGGAGCUAUGGAUGAAGCUAGCUUGACCGCUUUCAUAACGUCUAAUCUUCCUGAGGACUGCACGCCACGAGUCGGAGACGAGUCGAACGACAAAGCGUUGAAGGACUUGCUACUGAUCAAGCUACUGCGGGUGGACCGCCUGAUUCCGGCCACCGAACGAUUCAUCAACGCCUUGUUCGGACAAGCCUUUCUCGAGGUGACGGAGGAUCUGGGCCGCAUAGCUAAAGAAACAUUGGCAAGCUCGCCAAUAGCGUUAUGCUCCAGUCCUGGCUUCGAUGCCAGUUACAAAGUCGAACAGCUUGUUGAACGCUCGGGAGCAAAAUGUACUAGCGUGGCGAUGGGUUCUAACGAGAGUGUUGCCAGUGCCGACUCGGCCCUUGCGGUCGCCGCCGCGAAUGGCUCAUGGGUGCUGGUCAAGAACGUACAUUUGGCGCCCGACUGGCUGCAAAACUUGGUCAAACGCAUCGACUCGUUGAAGCCAAAUGACGACUUUCGCUUGUUCCUCUCGAUGGAGACCAGCCCAAAGAUACCUUCUAGCCUCAUCCGGGCCUCUCGAGUGCUGAUGUACGAGCAGCCUGCUGGGAUCCGCGCAAAUAUGCGUGACACCCUGUCAUCUCUACCAGAUCAGGCGGUGCAGCAGCCGGUGGAGAAGGCUCGUGUGCACUUCCUGCUAUCAUACCUGCACGCUGUCGUGCAAGAACGUCUACGCUACGCCCCAAGGCUCGGUUGGAAGGGUUUCUGGGAAUUCAACGACGCGGAUUAUGACUGCUCAGCCUUCAUUAUACAGUGGUGGAUGGACAAAGUCGCCCACGGCAGGUCCAACGUGGCGCCGCGAGGCAUACCAUGGAAGAUGCUGCGUGUGCUUGUCGCACUGAUGUACGGUGGGAAGGUUGAUGAUGCUGAGGACAUGAGCCAGCUGCAAAUGCUGGCUGACCGGACAAUGACAGCUGAAGCAUUCGAGGAAGGAUUCAAUCUGGUUGGGGAAGUGGCAGGUGAUGCCUCGAUUGGCGUACCCUUGCCAUCUGGCACAACGAAGAAAGACUUCUUGCAGUGGGUGAAGGAGUUGCCGGAGCGCGAACCACCGACGUACCUAGGAUUACCAGCCAAUGCGGAGAAGUUGUUGCUUAUCGCGCACGCAGAGGAAAUGCUACGGAAUCUGAAGACGGUGAUGAAUGUGCUGGACGAGGGCGAGCACGUCAUGAUGGAAGCGGAAGGCGCGCCGUAG